GCCAUGCGGUCGGGUUACAAAGAUGACCCAACAUUCCGCAAAGUACUGGAACAGCCGACUCAACAUCGUGCAUUUACCACGCGCAGUGGGUUGAUCUAUAGCCAAAACAGACUAAGUGAGGAGGUAUUGUGCAUACCCUGCAUGCUACAUCAACAACAAGCCAUUAUUGAGCUCGUAAAAGACCGAGCACAUACAGCGCUUGGUCACUUGGGACCCCAGUGCACGUCGGAAUACGUACGAAGAUGGUUUUGGUGG
This is a messenger RNA of Trametes versicolor FP-101664 SS1, 255 nucleotides long. RefSeq lists its product as uncharacterized. The transcript has a single exon. NCBI's taxonomy places the organism in Eukaryota, Fungi, Basidiomycota, Agaricomycetes, Polyporales, Polyporaceae. The record is from RefSeq and is a predicted model, not a curated record. The annotation marks the transcript as partial.